GUCUGUCGCACAUCAACGGAACUGUUUGUUUUUGUUUGCGAGGAAGACGAUGAGAGAGGAAGAAGCAUGGAAAGAAGAAACUAGAAGUUCGGAGCAGUUCUGGCACAAAACAUCACCUGUUAAACACGAAAACACGCGACCUGAUUCAAUUUUUGCCACUGAAAAUUUCUUUGGAAAAACUCGCAGUAAAAAUCAGGCGGCGAGUGACACCGGAGCAUGUCGGUGCACUUCGACGAGAGGAGCGGGGUGGUCCCCUGCCAGACCCCGUGGGGUUGCUGGUACCAGACCAUGGAGGAGGUCUUCAUAGAAGUCGGUGUGCCGAACGGGACGUCUGCUAAAGAGGUCAAAUGCCGUCUAGGAGCCAGAGAUAUCGAACUGCACGUAAAAGGGAAGGAAAUCUUCAAGGGAAAGUUGUUUGAAACGACCGUGUCAGAUGAAGCUACUUGGACAUUAGAGGAUAAAUGUCUCAUUCGGAUCAUUCUGAUGAAGACCAACAGGGAAGCAGGAAACUGCUGGUCUUCCCUUCUCGAGGGGGAGUACUGCGCGAAUGCUUGGGUUCAGGACCAGAUGCAAAGAAAACUCACCCUGGAGAGGUUUCAGCGGGAGAAUCCUGGUUUUGACUUCAGCGGUGCAGAGAUCUCUGGGAAUUUUGCCGGUGGUGGUCCAGACUUUUCCAACUUACAGAAGUGACACUUUUCAUGUUUUCUGAACGUGGUGGACACAAUCCUACAAACCCACCCCAGUGUGCACACCAGAGGCGUAACCAAUCCUGGGGUGACUGGCAUUUUUACAAGGGUUGAGUGAGAGACUUGUUUCUGAGACUCGUUCUCUGAAUUGUCAGCCACAAUUCUGUUUCCUACACCCGGUUUAGCUUUUUACUCAACCCAGUUUGAAGCCAGAUGAAAGGAACUUCACUUUGGGUUAAACAGAAGUAUGUCAAGUGUGUCAUCUGAACAAGGAUCCAUACAAAUACAGCUUUUCAAUAAAUUUUUAUUGAAAGGUCCGAGUACUUGAGUGUAUCAGACGGAGUAUUCUAUUGACCUCUUUAAACUUGAACAGUUUUUGAUAGCACUAGUUCAGCCAAACAAAGGAAACUGAACAGGAAAAUGCAAUCCAAAUUCCAACUCGCAUUUCCACUGCAGCCACUUUCAAAUGUUCUCUGUAGAAACACAGAACUCAGUUCAAUGUCAAGACUCCAGAAUCAAUGAAAACAUCUCAUCUGUAACUGCUCCUCACAGUUCUGCUCUGGCAGGGACAUGAUGCCAUUUCACUGGUAUUUACCAGAGCUCCCUCACCAAAUCAAAAGAAAAAAAAAAAAAAAAAA
Messenger RNA from Oryzias melastigma (Indian medaka), 1324 nucleotides. It is a transcript of the gene nudcd2, whose product is annotated as NudC domain containing 2. NCBI's taxonomy places the organism in Eukaryota, Metazoa, Chordata, Actinopteri, Beloniformes, Adrianichthyidae. Gene Ontology annotation, biological process: protein folding. The coding region runs from base 217 to 690 and encodes 157 amino acids. Gene Ontology annotation, cellular component: cytoplasm. The transcript has 4 exons. The record is from RefSeq and is a predicted model, not a curated record.